CCCCCACCGCCAUCUCCAUCCCCCAAAGGAGGAGGCCGGGGACCUGGUCCAGCCGGGCAUCAGCUUCCCGGGGCCGGCAGAGGACGAUCUGGACCAGCAGUACUCGUGGUCUCCCGCUCAGCACUUCAAUGAGGAAAGAUACUCCCCCGCCCCCAGGAACAUGAAAGGGUUCCCGGGGAGCCGGAGCCAAGCCCCGCUGUGUUCCGCCCACACCUGCGGCCUGGCCCCGCCCGACGACUGCGAGCACCUGCGCCACGGGCCGGACCCGCGGCCGCCCUACCUGCUGAGCCCCGCGGACGGCUGCCCGGCGGACCACCACCGCUGCUCGCCCCGCAGCUCCGUGCACUCCGAGUGCGUGAUGGUGCCCGUGGUGCUGGGCGGGCACGUGUCCAGCAGCACCUUCCCCAGGAUGCACUACAGCUCCCACUACGACGCCAGGGACGACUGCGCCGCGCCCCACGCCGGCGCGAAGGCCAACCGCAUCCCCGCCAACCUCCUGGACCAGUUCGAGAAGCAGCUGCCCCUGCACCGGGACGGGUUCCACACCCUGCAGUACCAGCGGACGUCGGCCGCCGCGGAGCAGCGGGGCGAGAGCCCGGGCCGGAUACGGCACCUCGUCCACUCCGUGCAGAAGCUCUUCACCAAGUCCCACUCCUUGGAGGGCUCCUCCAAGGGCCACGUCAACGGGACCAAGGGCGAGGGCCGGGCGGAGGACCACCACCACGGCCACCACGCCAAGCACAGCAGGCGGAGCAAGAGCAAGGAGCGGAAGCCCGAGAGCAAGCACAGGUCGGGCCUGAGCAGCUGGUGGAGCUCCGACGACAACCUGGACAGCGACAGCACCUGCCGCGCCCCCAGCGUGGCCAGCCGGCCCCUGGCGGACCGCCUGUCCCACUGCUACCCCGAGCCGCUGCCGGGCCCCUUCGGGGACCUCUCCCUGAAGACGUCCAGGAGCAACAACGACGUCAAGUGCUCGGCCUGCGAGGGCCUGUCCCUGACGCCCGACGCCAAGUACAUGAAGCGGAGCUCCUGGUCCACGCUGACCGUGAGCCAGGCCAAGGAGGCGUAUCGCAAGAGCUCCCUGAACCUGGACAAGCCGCUGGUGCACCAGGAGAUCAAGCCGGCCCUGAGGCCGUGCCACUACCUCCAGGUGCCGCCGGACGAGUGGGCAGGGUACCCCCCCGGGGGCAAGGAGGACGAGAUCCCCUGCAGGAGGAUGCGGAGCGGCAGCUACAUCAAGGCCAUGGGCGACGACGAGAGCGGGGAGUCCGACUCCAGCCCCAAGACGUCGCCCACGGUGGCCCUGCGGCCGGAGCCCUUGCUCAAAUCCCUGGGACAGAGGCCGCUGGGAGGGCUGCAAACCCAGAGCUACCUGCAAGCGGCCAGCGACGGGCCUGCAGGUCACGGCCUGGACCCCUCUGCCAACUACAACUCCCCCAAGUUUCGCUCCCGGAACCAGAGCUACAUGAGAGCUCUCAGCAUGCUGAGCCAGGCCAGCUGCGUGAGCCAGAUGAGCGAGGCCGAGGUCAAUGGGCAGUUCGAGUCCGUGUGUGAGUCCGUCUUCAGCGAGGUGGAGUCUCAGGCCAUGGAUGCCCUGGACCUCCCCGGGUGCUUCCGGACGCGGAGUCACAGCUACCUUCGCGCCAUUCAAGCUGGUUACUCCCAAGAUGAUGAAUGUAUUCCCGCACUGACACCCUCCAACGUCACCUCCACUGUCAGGUCCACAGCAGCCGUCUCCUAUACAAACUACAAAAAAACACCGCCGCCGGUGCCCCCGCGGACCACCUCCAAGCCUCUGAUCUCAGUAACGGCCCAGAGCAGCACCGAGUCCACGCAGGAUGCCUACCAGGACAGCCGCGCCCAGAGGAUGUCCCCGUGGCCCCAGGACGGCCGUGGCCUCUACAACUCCACGGACAGUCUGGACAGCAACAAGGCCCUGAACCUGGCCCUGGAGACAGCCGCCGCCCAGCGCCACGCCGCAGAGGGCCAGGGCGGCCUGGGCGGCCUGGGGCGGACCAGCGAUAAGGCCAUCCUGGCGUCCAAAGCCGAGGAGUUCCUCAGGGGCCGGCGCUCCUCCAUCGGGAUCCAGGACUCUGAGUUCCCCGAGCGCCAGCCAUACCCAAGGUCAGAUGUGGAAACCGCCACCGACUCGGACACGGAGAGCCGCGGCCUGCGGGAGUACCACUCGGUCGGCGUGCAGGUGGAGGAUGCCAAGCGACACGGGCGUUUCAAGCGCUCCAACAGCGUGACGGCGGCCGUGCAGGCCGACCUGGAGCUGGAGGGCUUCCCGGGACACGUGGCCACGGAGGACAAGGGCCUGCAGUUCGGCUCCUCCUUCCAGCGGCACUCGGAGCCCAGCACGCCCACGCAGUACGGGGCGGUGAGGACGGUGCGCACCCAGGGGCUCUUCAGCUACCGAGAGGACUACCGGGCGCCUGCGGACACGGCGAACCUGCCGCCGCCCGAGCCCUGGCUGGAGCCGGAGGCCACGGAGAGCGGGAGGAUGUCGCCCUGCCGCCGGGACGGCUCCUGGUUCCUGAAGCUGCUGCACACGGAGACGCAGAGGAUGGAAGGCUGGUGCAAGGAGAUGGAGAGGGAGGCGGAGGACAACGACCUCGCCGAGGAAAUCCUCGGCAAGAUCAGGAGCGCCGUGGGGAGUGCCCAGCUGCUCAUGUCCCAGAAGUUCCAGCAGUUUUACUGGCUCUGCCAACAGAACAUGGACCCCAGCGCCAUGCCCAGACCCACCUCCCAGGACCUGGCAGGCUACUGGGACAUGCUCCAGCUCUCGGUCGAGGACGUCAGCAUGAAGUUCGAUGAGCUGCAGCAGCUGAAACUCAACGACUGGAAGAUGACAGAGUCUCUGGAGAGAAAGGAAGAACGGAAGGUCCCCCCUCCAAUACCAAAGAAGCCCCCCAAAGGGAAGUUUCCCAUCACAAGAGAGAAGUCCCUGGACCUGCCCGACCGGCAGCGGCAAGAAGCCCGGAGACGCCUGCUGGCUGCCAAGCGGGCCGCGUCCUUCCGCCAGAACUCGGCCAGCGAGCGGGCCGACAGCAUUGAGAUCUACAUCCCCGAGGCCCAGACCCGGCUCUAG
Molecule: messenger RNA, 3091 nt
Organism: Miniopterus natalensis
Lineage: Eukaryota; Metazoa; Chordata; Mammalia; Chiroptera; Miniopteridae
Gene: DLGAP2
Product: DLG associated protein 2
Biological process (GO): signaling
Cellular component (GO): glutamatergic synapse; postsynaptic specialization
Molecular function (GO): molecular adaptor activity
Source: RefSeq, a predicted model, not a curated record